AAAUGAGUCGUCAAUAAUAAUAAUACAGUAAAUCCUAUCUAUGAAUACAAUAUACUGUAUAAUAAUAAUAAUAAUAUUGUAUUAUUGAAUACACAAUGAGUUUUGAGUAUUAAUACAUUUGUAUUGUUUUGUGUAUACGAUGUCUGAAUGAAUGACUGUUGACAUUGAAAACCAAACGACAACAACAACAACAAGAGAUCAAUUAAAACUUAAAACAUCGGAUCCGAUGAAAACAUUGUCCACCGAAGAAUUGUUGGUCACCGAAUAAAUACAGACAAUGACAUGACGGACACAUUCGUUGAUAACUAUCGCCAAUUGUUGGCCACAACCAUCACCGCCGCAGCCGUCGUCGCCACCAAAACAGUUACGGUUGUAAUCGUUGCGGUGUUGAUGAUUGCCGGCGGCCAUCGGCCAGUGAUUGCCACCAAUGAAUCAGUUGGUCAACAAUCGGGCGGCGGAAUCGGUGGCGGCCUCAACAACAACAACAACAAUCAUAUCAGUAGCGGUUUUGAACGUAACACACAGUUUUUAUUUUGCGGUGAACCGCCAUCGGUAGCCAACGCUGUCUCACAUUUGAUGCGCAACCAGAAGCAUCAUGUAUUCAAAUUGGACGAAAUUGCUGUCUACUCGUGCGAUAACGGCUACCGUAAACAGUCGGGUAACGAUGAAACCAAAUGCGUACAAAUCGAUGACCAACAGAAACCUCGAUGGCAGCCAAUUGAUCUCAUUUGUCAGCCCGUCAAGUGUACAGAUCCGGGAAAUGUUGACAACAGUUCGCGUAAGGUGACCGGCGAAUUGCGCUACAAUACAAAUGUCAACUAUGAAUGUCAUCAGGGUUUCCGUAUGAUCGGCGUACCAGUGCUGACCUGUCGGGCUAACGGUACCUGGAAUCGGGAAAAACCUAAAUGUCAGAUGAAACAAUGUCCAGAGUUGCCCGACAUAGAUAACGGUCGAUUGGUUUAUAGCGAUCCGAUGAGACGUACCGAUAGUAAAGUCGAGUACGUAUGCAAUUCAAACUACAAAUUGAUGACAAUAUCGGCCAUUCGGUAUUGUCGUCAGGACGACUCGUGGAGCGAUCUGCAUGACGUUAACCAGACAACCUCUGCAGCAGCGCCAGCAUCAGCAGCAGCUGCUGCUGGAGGAGGAGCACCGAUAUGUCAGAUGAUCCGAUGCGAGUCACCCGUCCGUCCGCACAGUGGUCUUCGUAUAUUGCCUUCACGGCCCAAAAGUGGCAGCUAUAGGCCCGGCGAUGUGAUAAUCUAUUCAUGUGAUACAAGUUCCAAGACAAAAGCUUCAUCCAAGUGCCUGUCAGAUGGCCAAUGGUCACGCGGACCGCCUCAUUGUCCCGAAAAAAAUAGUUACUGUCCAUCGACAUUGUUGGGCGAAUUUUCAGCCGCAACCGACGGCUACUAUAAUACAACAUUGAAACCAGUCGAAGGUAACGGCUAUAAAGUGGGCACCAGAGCCAUGUUUUAUUGCACCGGUAGCAGCUCCUUAGCUAACAGUCCAGUGCUUGUCUGUCUGCCCAGUGGUGUCUGGAACGGAUCGCUACCGAAAUGUUCGGUAGACAACACUGAAGCUGAAGCUCUAAGCGGCAGCAGUGGUCACCAGUUGACUGUAUUGAUUACAUCAAUUGCCGGACUGGCUGUGAUGGUAGCUGUGAUUACCUGUAUAGUUGUAUGCCGUUGGCGUCAGCAACAGUUGCAACGGCGUCGAUGGCAGCAAUACUUUGGUCACUACAAUCAUCGACAGAGUAAAACCAAUAUAAUGCUCAAUCAAAAUGAAUUGAAAUGCUUCCGUCAGACACCAUCCAAGCCUACAGUUCCUGUCACUGAUUUAUAGGUCUCAUUAUAUUAUUAUUAUUAUUAUUAUUUUAUG
This is a messenger RNA of Oppia nitens, 1878 nucleotides long. Its product is annotated as sushi, von Willebrand factor type A, EGF and pentraxin domain-containing protein 1-like. The coding region runs from base 283 to 1842 and encodes 519 amino acids. The transcript is spliced from 4 exons. The record is from RefSeq and is a predicted model, not a curated record. Lineage: Eukaryota; Metazoa; Arthropoda; Arachnida; Sarcoptiformes; Oppiidae.